GUCUGUGGUUCUCUUGGUGGUCUGGUUUUCAUGACUUGUCCUGCUGGAGCUGGAAGAAGGUUUCUGUCAAGCUUUCAAGGAUCUUUGUGAAGUUAAAUAGGUGUGCUUUGGUAUCAUGUAUCUGAAUUUCAGGGUCUCCGGCUUUAAUGGCAUUUUACCUGGUAAUUUCAAGUUGAAUAAGGCAACGGAGCCUUUGCAUGGGCCUAAUUGUGUCAGAAAAUGGAGAAGGAAGCUUCUACUUCUCGGACUUUUAGGUUUUAUUACAAUUAUUUGGUUUUUCGUGGGUUUCAAUGAUGGUACUUUGGGGAUGAGAGAGAAGACUCCAGACAUGUCUGAAGGGAAAGCUCGGAUCCUGCAGCAGCAUUUCAAUGUCAGCAAGGACCAGCUUCUUGCUUUAGCUUCCUUAUUCUCCGAAUCAGAUCAGAUUGCAUCCCUUGAAUGUACCAAAGAACCAGCACUUGGAAUGAUGUUAAGUGAUGACAUUACCUGUGCUCUGAAGGUGCUAUGUUCAGAUAGUCAGGAGUUUCAGAAGCGUCAUAAAUGGGUCACAGAAAAUGUAGAAGCCAGGGACCAAUGCCUGGUUCAAGAUGAGAACAUCCCCAGGGAUCUUCACCUGUCAUUGCUGGAGGACAAAUCUGUAUCAUGCACUCCGAAGUCUACAAUUUCAGCUAAUAGGAUUUGUGAAAAGAAAAAUUUCGGAUCAGGGGUGCAGGUGAAGUGUGCAAAGGAUGAUUCUCAGAUGCUUUGCAUCAUGGUAAUACAAUAUUGGUGGGCUUUUGUUGGAUUGGUCUUGAUCUACAAAAUGUCUGGUUUUUCUUUGAAAUUGUGGAGGAACCAAAAACAAAAGCUCGAUCAUGAGUGGCCAUUUACUUGGCAACUGAAAAUGGUUCAAGAGCAGCCAUUGGCUCGGAGGGUGCAGCCAGAGAAACAGCAACAGCAAGCCCAAAGUCCUCCUAAGGUUGCUGGAAAGUGGAGGAAGAAUCUACUAAUAGUAUUUUUCGUAUUUGGAGUCAUUACGUCAUUUUGGUUAUUUUGGCACUUGAAUGAAAGAGAUUUUUUGUGGAGAGAAGAAACACUUGCCAACAUGUGUGAUGAACGAGCACGGAUGUUGCAGGAUCAGUUUAAUGUGAGCUUGAAUCAUGUUCAUGCUUUGGCUAUUCUUGUCUCCACCUUUCACCAUGGGAAACAUCCCUCAGCAAUUGAUCAGAAAACAUUUGGUGAAUACACAGAGAGAACAGCUUUUGAGAGACCCCUUACUAGUGGUGUUGCUUAUGCUUUAAAAGUUACUCAUGCUGAGAGGGAACAAUUUGAGAAGGAACAUGGAUGGGCAAUAAAAAAAAUGGAAACUGAGGACCAGACUCUAGUCCAAGAUUUUCUUCCAGAAAGCUUGGCCCCUGCCCCCAUUCAAGAUGAAUAUGCACCUGUGAUAUUUUCUCAAGAAACUGUCUCCCAUAUUGUCUCUAUUGACAUGAUGUCAGGAAAGGAAGACCGUGAGAACAUCUUGCGAGCAAGGGCAACUGCAAAGGGAGUACUGACUUCCCCCUUUAAGCUAUUGAAAUCCAAUCACCUCGGAGUUGUACUCACUUUCGCUGUCUAUGAUACUGAUUUGCCUCCAGAUGCCACAUCAGAGCAUCGUAGUCAAGCUACUGUGGGGUAUCUAGGUGCAUCUUAUGAUGUACCUUCACUGGUGGAGAAGCUUCUGCACCAACUUGCCAGCAAGCAAACAAUUGUUGUGAAUGUUUAUGAUACAACUAAUGCAUCUGCUCCGGUCAACAUGUAUGGUACUGAUGUUAUUGAUACUGGCCUGUUGCACAUUAGCAAUCUUGAUUUUGGUGAUCCACAACGCAAGCAUGAAAUGCACUGCAGGUUUAAGCAAAAACGUCCGUUUCCUUUGACAGCAGUAAGUGCAUCAAUGGGAGUCCUAGUCAUUACCUUGCUAGUUGGUCAUAUUUUUCAUGCGGCCAUAAGCCGAAUAGCAAAAGUGGAGGCAGACUAUUGUGAGAUGAUGGAACUCAAAGUUCGUGCAGAAGCUGCAGAUGUGGCCAAAUCUCAGUUCCUUGCAACUGUUUCCCAUGAGAUCAGGACACCAAUGAAUGGUGUUUUAGGUAUGCUCCAAAUGCUGAUGGACACUGAUCUAAAACCGAACCAACAGGAUUAUGCUGAGACUGCUCAUGCUAGUGGGAGAGAGCUGAUAUCACUGAUAAAUGAGGUUCUUGAUCAGGCCAAAAUCGAAUCAGGCAGGCUGGAACUUGAAACCGUACCUUUUGAUUUGCGUUCAGUGCUUGAUAAUGUUCUAUCACUUUUGUCUGGGAAAUCUAAUGAGAAAGGGAUUGAGUUGGCUGUGUAUGUCUCCAAUAUGGUACCUGAGGUUGUCAUCGGGGACCCUGGACGCCUUCGGCAGAUAAUUACAAAUCUUGUUGGGAAUUCAAUUAAGUUCACCCAUGACAAAGGACACAUAUUUGUCUCGGUGCAUCUGGCAGAUGAAGUGAGGGCUCCACCGGAUGUUAUGGACGAAGUUUUAAGACAAGGCUUGAAUUUAGUUGGAGACAUCUCAAACAAAACUUAUAAUACAUUGAGUGGCUUUCCCGUUGUUGAUAGAUGGAAAAGCUGGGAAUGUUUUAAAGCAUUAAGCAGCACAACAAUGGAGGAACCUGAUAUGAUCAAAUUACUAGUAACAGUUGAGGAUACUGGUGUAGGAAUUCCUCUUGAUGCACAAAGUCGCAUUUUCACACCUUUUAUGCAGGCAGAUAGCUCAACUUCUAGAACUUAUGGCGGCACUGGAAUAGGAUUGAGCAUUAGCAAACGUCUGGUAGAUCUCAUGAGUGGGGAGAUAGGAUUUGUGAGUGAACCUGGGACUGGCAGUACCUUUUCAUUUACUGGAUCUUUUGGAAAGGGAGAAAACAGUUCUCUAGAGACAAAGUGGCAACAGUAUGAACCAGCUGUCUCAGAAUUUCAAGGGCUGAGAGCAUUGGUAAUAGAUAAAAGUAUCAUCCGAACUGAGGUCACAAAAUACCAUGUGCAGAGGUUGGGGAUAUUUGUAGAUACAGCUUCCAGUCUGAAAUCAGCAUGCUCUUAUCUAUCUAAUUCUGUCAAUGCAAGUCUCUCCUCACAGUUGACCAUGGUUCUUAUUGACAAAGAUGUUUGGGAUAAAGAAACUGAUCUUACAUUCAGUCAGUCGCUUAAAGAGCACAGGCAAAGCAACAACGUGGAAUCCCUCAUAAACCUUCCGAAGAUAUUUCUCUUGGCUACAUCCAUUACACCUACUGAACGCAAGGAACUAACAUCUGCUGGUCUUGUAGAUGAAGUAUUGAUCAAGCCUCUUCGGUUAAGUGUCAUAAUUGCUUGCUUCCAAGAUGCCCUUGGAAGUCGUAAGAAGAGGCUUCUAAAUCUUAAAAAACCUACUCUGGGAAAGUUACUGAGAGAGAAGAAAAUUUUGGUGGUGGAUGACAAUGCAGUUAACAGAAGAGUGGCUGAAGGUGCUUUAAAGAAGUAUGGAGCAAUUGUCACCUGUGUGGACAGCGGAAAGGCUGCUUUAUUAAUGCUUAAGCCACCACACAAUUUUGAUGCUUGCUUUAUGGAUCUCCAAAUGCCAGAAAUGGAUGGGUUUGAAGCAACUCGGCUGAUCCGUGGUAUGGAGAGUGAGGUAAAUGAGAAACUUGCAUUCAAGGAACCAUCAAUUGAGAUGUUCGGCAACAUCCAAACUUGGCACACGCCAAUAUUGGCUAUGACGGCUGAUGUGAUUCAGGCUUCAAAUGAAGAGUGCAUGAAGUGUGGGAUGGAUGACUAUGUGUCAAAGCCAUUCGAAGAAGAACAGUUAUAUUCAGCAGUGGCACGUUUCUUUGAAUCCGGUUAAUAGAGAGCGACUCAUAUGAUUCGUGAAUGUCGUUUUUCAUGGCACCCAGCCAAGUGAUCUCUGUUUUUAUGGGAUUGAUGGCUGGAGUGUCUGCGCGCUUAGCAGCCCUGCCAUGACCUGGUUGAGAGACUAAUUCUAUCUAUAUUUUUGCUGUCUUCCAACUGCGGAAUACCGAGCAUCAGGCCAUGGACAAUGUGUUCUUGUAUGCGUGCAUACAUGGAGACUGGCUGUCAUCAGAUCAAUAUUUACGAUCUUCUGCCAAGCAAAAGAAGAUAGCUGAUGGCCUCCUGUACAUAACCCUCUGCUCUUUGUUUGUAGAUUAGUGCCUUCCACUUUGUCCUUGAAUUUUUUCCUCACUAAUUUGUACAUUCUCCAUUGAGUAGGUGUAGGUUGGCCAGAAACAAAAAUGUUAUAAUGCCAAAACCAACCAUUUUUUUAUACCUCUGAUGAGUUGAUGAUGGCUGCUUUGACAUUAUUUCAUUACAUUUCUCGUCGACACAUUGAGGGAGAUAGAACAAAACACGAAAGAUGGUGAUAAUCGGAGUUAGAGAACUUGUGUACCUAAGAGUUAGUCUGGCAUUGUGGCAGCAUGUUUUUGUUGAAAUUCUUUCUAGGACAUUACUGUUGAUAUUAUGUAAUGAAGAUAAUGUUGUAGGGGUAUCUUCAGUGUACACUAAAUGUAACAUAUUCUUUUACUAUCAGUAUCAGUGAAUGCAGAGUUGCUUGCUCGGUUGAUAUUGUCAGUAA
Molecule: messenger RNA, 4600 nt
Organism: Prunus mume (Japanese apricot)
Lineage: Eukaryota; Viridiplantae; Streptophyta; Magnoliopsida; Rosales; Rosaceae
Gene: HK2
Product: histidine kinase 2
Biological process (GO): phosphorylation; phosphorelay signal transduction system
Cellular component (GO): nucleus
Molecular function (GO): phosphorelay sensor kinase activity
Source: RefSeq, a predicted model, not a curated record